AUGUUGGCCUCUAAAGAAAUGUUGUGUUUUCCAAAAUUUGUUAGGUUGAAUUCCACAGCACCAGCUGUAUUUAUUAACAGAAAUCCAAGGAAUCUUGAACGAAUGAGAAUAGCCCGAAAACCAGACGGUUAUCAUUUGGACAAACCCGGUCGGAAGUUUUGGCACAAAUUAAUAUUGACACCCACUAAUAGAACUGUUAAGGCAGAAGUUGUGCAUUAUAUCAACGGACCUGUUAUAGAAGCCAAGACAUCUGAAAAAGCCCUGCGUAAUCAGCUCUACAGUAUGACAGACACAUGUGCUUAUAUCAAUUUGGGGAAGGUGUUUGCGCAGAGAUGCCUUGAGUGUGGAAUAACAGAAAUGCAUUGUGACAUAGAACCGGGUAAAGGUGGAAAAGUUGAAAAAUUUCUGGAACAAGUUGUGAAAGGUGGUAUUCAGCUGAAGGAAGUGGAUGUAUACAAAAAACCGUUACCAUGGGAUCAACAUAGACCAGAAAAACCAUGGGAAGUCAUUGAGGAAUAA
Messenger RNA from Danaus chrysippus (African queen), 519 nucleotides. The record is from the annotation of a GenBank genome assembly. Lineage: Eukaryota; Metazoa; Arthropoda; Insecta; Lepidoptera; Nymphalidae.